AUGGCGCCCUUCUGGAAGAAACGCCCAAGCCCGGGUGGCGGCCGGGCGAUGGAAGAAGCUGGAUCACAUUCCACGCUGGAGUCAGAAAAGGAUUUCGCCGGGUUGGGAAUCCUGGAUAACGAUAACUCAGAUGCGAUAUCCCAAAAGAGCAAUUCAAGUCCAUCGCACCUCGAGAGGCCAUCAUCCGCUCGGAAUCCGAACCAGGCAUCAUCCCAUGCUCCCAUCGCUCCGUCGCCAUUAUAUCAUACAUCGUCGCAGUCGUCUAUGAAUGAGAGCAAUGCGAUUCCUACCCCACCGGAAGAAAGUUCCCAGAGGAAUUCUUCUUCAUCGGGCGACGAGGCACACAGCCAGCCAACUAACAGUAUGCUAGGUCCGGCGAAGGGCAAGAGGAGCACCAACACCCUGUAUUCUGCUCAACAGAUAUUAAGACAAAAGUCCGCGGUUGCUCUAUCCCCAGAGGAAAGCAUAUCGGGAGCUGAAGCGCCAAAGCAUCUACAGGAUUUAGGCCGUGAUUACUCACGAUAUCCUCCGUCAAGCUCGAGCGUGCGGCCCAACUCGAGAGCACCUAGCAAUGACCUCGCUAUUACGGCAGCAGAGGCCCCUCUGUUGGGCUCGGCAUCCGCCAACCCCUUCAGCGAUUCCAAGGCAGAGCUAGAGAAAUUCGAAUAUCCAGAUGACCGCAUUGGCGCUUUCGACCCAUACUACGGCGGGGAGAAGGGCUUCAUUUUAUAUGCCAAUGAGCUUGAGGCUGACGAUAAGCUUCACAUGCCAGCAGACGAUGACGACUUGGUUUACAAGACUAAAUUCUCCGACUACUUCGGCCGUCGACAAAUCGUGAGCACUUUAGGGGCCAUUCUCAUAGUCCUUGGCAUUCUCAGCCUUUUCGUAAUCUUGCCGGCCCUAACUUACGCUCGCAACAGUCUUUCACCUCCAAAAGGACCAACCGAAGAGGAUUUUGGUCCUGCUUGGGCCCGUGUCAACAACAACACUUAUCCAUUGAUGAAAAAUGUGCGGAGAGGGCUGAUUGACCCGGACACGCCAGACAGUGUAAAGACGAGGAAGAGUGCCUAUGGCGGAUCGGAUUUGAAAUUGGUCUUUAGCGACGAAUUCAGUCAGCCCAACAGGACCUUUUAUCCUGGGGAUGAUCCGUACUGGACCGGAGCUGAUAUUUGGUAUGGGGCAACGCAGGAUUUUGAGUGGUACGAUCCCGAUGCGAUUACAACUGGCGGUGGCACAUUGCAGUUAAGACUGGACGCUUUUCCCAACCAUGGGCUUCAAUACCGAUCGGGGAUGCUGAACAGCUGGAAUCAAUUAUGCUUCAAAGGCGGGGUUUUCGAGGUGUCAGUUUCCCUUGCGGGACCUGCAGGAGUUCCAGGAUUAUGGCCAGGAGUCUGGUCUAUGGGAAAUUUAGGGCGUCCGGGGUUCAAGGCAACUACAGAGGGUGUCUGGCCGUACACAUACGAUAAUUGCGAUGCUGGAAUCACGCCUAAUCAGUCCGUCUCUGACGGAUUGUCCUUUCUGCCCGGCCAGAAAUUAUCUUCUUGUACCUGCAACGGUGAGGAUCAUCCAAAUCCUGGAACAGGCCGAGGUGCUCCUGAAUUGGAUAUCCUGGAAGGGUCUGUAGAUCCGAUCAACAAAAUUGGAGUUGUCACCCAAAGUCUGCAAGUCGCGCCAUUUGACGUGUACUAUAGACCGAACUCAAACUUCCUAGCAAUUCCGAACUAUGAAACCACUCAAAUGAACGGAUACUGUGGAGGACCAUUCCAACAAGCCGUCAGUGCGACCAGUAUGCUGAACAAUGCAUGGUACGACGAGAAGGCAUAUCAAAAGUAUGCGUAUGAGUAUUAUCCUGGCACGUCGUCGACCGGCAAAAUUACCUGGUUUGUGGGCGAAGACCCUACAUUCCAGAUGGAUGGCAGGUCCAUUGGCCCAAAUGGCAACAUUGGCGCACGCCAAAUCCCUCAAGAGCCAAUGUCCAUGAUACUUAAUCUUGGGUUUAGUGCCUCGUGGACACAAAUUGACCAGCCGAACUUGAAGUUCCCAACCAUCAUGCACAUCGACUACGUCCGGAUUUACCAAAAGUCUGGCGAAGAAACCAUCACUUGUGAUCCGCCAGGGUACCCGACCACUCAGUACAUUAAGGAUCAUCCUGUUGCAUAUAGAAAUCCUAAUAUGACUGCUUGGAACGAAACAGGGUACGCAUGGCCGAAGAACACGUUGACGGGAUGUUGA
Messenger RNA from Venustampulla echinocandica, 2232 nucleotides. Its product is annotated as Concanavalin A-like lectin. The transcript has 2 exons. NCBI's taxonomy places the organism in Eukaryota, Fungi, Ascomycota, Leotiomycetes, Helotiales, Pleuroascaceae. The record is from RefSeq and is a predicted model, not a curated record. Gene Ontology annotation, molecular function: glucosidase activity. The coding region runs from base 1 to 2232 and encodes 743 amino acids. Gene Ontology annotation, cellular component: endoplasmic reticulum membrane; plasma membrane. Gene Ontology annotation, biological process: fungal-type cell wall organization; (1->6)-beta-D-glucan biosynthetic process.